Molecule: messenger RNA, 1035 nt
Organism: Caenorhabditis elegans
Lineage: Eukaryota; Metazoa; Nematoda; Chromadorea; Rhabditida; Rhabditidae
Source: the annotation of a RefSeq genome assembly
AUGUUCCUAAAAGUGAGUACAAACUCCGCUCCAGACUUCUACUGGCUUCCGGUAUUCUUCUACGAUGAGCCCUACUGGAUGCAAGUUCUGGUGAGCUGCAUCGAAAUAUUUUUAUACAUAUCAUGUGGUUACGUGCUCCUAGUCAGUAUAAGAAUUAUGCACAAUUAUCGAUUAUUUCACGACAAUUUGCAUUUUAUUGGAAUGUCGGUUUACGGAUUGUGUUUUAGUUUGAUGUUUGGGAAAUUGAUAGUUAUAGCCUAUCGGUUGGAGUUUAUAAAAUUGAAUAUUAAAAUUGGAGAACAAUUAGUUUUAUGGACUAAUGACCCUGAUCAAAUGCUCAAUGUGCAGUCGUUAGAUGGUUUAGUACCGCUUUUUGUCGCUGGAUUUUUGAUAUUUCAUUUUGGAUUUUCGGUGGUUUUUGUGUGCCUUGCUAUUGUGGCAGAGAGGGUCAUAGCUUCCAUGUUGAUAGACAACUACGAGAAAAGCAAAUACCACCUAAUACCCAUAAUUCUAACAAUUUCUUAUCAAUUUUGCUCGAUUUCCAUAUCCCUGGCACUGAUAUUCAAUAAGGCGGGGCUCAUAAUUUUCAAUGGCUCCUGGAUGUUUGCAUUUUCUAUCGGAUCAUUUAUGUACUUCUACAUCAAAAAAAUCAAUACAAAAUUGCUGCGAGAAAUGGAGCAUCCUCACCGGAAGCGGGUCUUCACAGUAUCUCAACGAUUCCAGGUUCGGGAAAACCUACGAGCACUGGCGAUUGGGAAGCGGCUGGUGUUCACGGUGCUCGGCGCCAUGAUAUCCUGUGGAUUUGGAAUUUUAGUGCUACUUUAUGGCAUUGUAAUACCUUUUUCGAUUCAUAUCGGCGAAAAUGUAUUUUUCUGGCAAGUUUUCCAUUUUUAGAACAUAUAACUAAUUUUUUAAAAUUUCAGCUACCCCUUAAUUGUGCUAACAGUUGUAAUGAACGGACAUCCGACUUGGAAAACGCAAUUCCAGAAGGCAUUUCCUCGAAUUUCAAUUUUAAAAAAAACGAAGGAAACAUGA